Messenger RNA from Schizophyllum commune H4-8, 2393 nucleotides. RefSeq names its product FAD-linked oxidoreductase. The record is from RefSeq and is a predicted model, not a curated record. The transcript has 10 exons. Gene Ontology annotation, molecular function: proline dehydrogenase activity; FAD binding. NCBI's taxonomy places the organism in Eukaryota, Fungi, Basidiomycota, Agaricomycetes, Agaricales, Schizophyllaceae. Bases 103 to 1938 code for a protein of 611 amino acids. Gene Ontology annotation, cellular component: mitochondrion.
AGCGUGGACUGGCUUGCGAGUCUAGGCACGCGCCCCGACUCCCGAUAACACACCUGGAUCGACCACUUAAGACCCGGCUCGCACUCGUCCGCCGCGACGACGAUGGCCUCCCGGCUCUUUGCGCGCUCGUACGCACUCCGCCGCCCGCUCCUCGGCGCCGCGUUCGCCGCGGGCGCGCUCGGCGCGACGCACAUCGUCCACGCGGACGCGCCGCCAGCCGCGGUCUCCCCGAGCGAGCCGCUCUCCGCGUACGUCCGCACCUACAUCGUCUACUCGCUCUGCAGCGUCCCCUUCGUCGUCGAUGCCAGCCCCAAGCUCCUCUCCUGGCUCACCGCCGUCCCCGGCGUACGCACCGUCACCGAGGCCGCCGUACGCGCCACCUUCUUCAACCAGUUCGUCGGCGGCGACACCGCAGAGGCCUGCGUGCCCCUCCUCCGCCGCCUCCGCGCGCGCAACAUGGGCGCCCUCUUCGCCUACUCCGUCGAGGUCGACGAGGGUACCGCCAUGGGCGCCGGCCACGACCCCGCCAACUCGCCCCACGCUCGCAUCGUGAACGAGAUGGUGCACUCCAUUGACGUCGCCGCCGACUUUGAGGACGAGCUCGCCCCGCCGGGAACACCUCCCACCGCGCGCAAGACCUGGGUCGCUGUCAAGCUUACCGCGCUGCUCCCCGACGCACACGCGCUCUGGAACCUGUCCGCGCACAUCCUCGAGGCGCGCAAGGGGUACCGGGAUCCCCCGGGGCGUCCUCGGCUCGCCGAUGUCGAGUUUCCCGGCGCGCCGCACGACAACGACCUCGACGUCGUGCUGAAGUCGAAGGGGGAGAGCAUACCAGCGCCAUUGACGCAAGCCGAUGCGGCGGCGCUGGCGCAGCUCUACUCGGACCUCUGCAGGAUAUGCACGCGGGCAAGGGAGCGCGGGGUCAGGAUCAUCAUCGACGCCGAGUACAGCUGGUACCAACCUGCCAUCGACGCCCUCACCCAUGCCCUCAGCCGGAAGUUCAACGUCUUGGAAGAUGACCCCACCAAGGUCCAGCCUCUCGUAUACGGCACAUACCAGGCAUACUUGAGACGCACCCCUGCGCACAUCGCCCGCGCCGCUGCCGACGCCCAUGCUGGCGGCUACUCCCUCGGUGUCAAGCUCGUCCGUGGCGCGUACCACCCUCACGAAGUCGGCGCUUGGAAGGCCGCCCACGACGCGAUCAGCAACGCCCAGAACCCGGAAGCCAACCCCGUUGCCCGCAUGACGCUCGUCCCCGCCGCCGAGCACCCGCCCGUGUGGAGUACGAAGCCCGAAACCGACGCCUGCUACGACCGCUGCGUGUCCAUGCUCGUCGACCUGGUCGCCGACGAUGUCAAGACCGCCACCUCUGCCUCUUCACCUAUCUCUUCCUCCAUCGCGGCCCCAGUAGCAGGCGUCAAGCGCAAGUGGUACAGCCUGGGAUGGGGGAAGGGUGACGCUUCACCGCCGACCUCUUCUGCCGACCUGCCUGCCACCGACCUGACGCCCCCGAAAUCAGUUGCACCAACUUCCCCCCAACCGCGCAUCGGCGUCCUCUUCGGCACGCACAACUGGGCGAGCUGCGCGGGGAUCCUGAGCGCGCUGGAGGAGAGGGGGCUCGGGAAGCGGGAGACGGUUCCGAGGGGGCAGGGAGAAAGUGCAGAUGGUCCGUUAGUUCUGGAUAGGGAGGUCACCGGCCGUGUCACGAUCGGCCAGCUCUACGGCAUGAGCGACGACCUGACGGAGAGCGUCGCGGCGCGCGUGCGGAGCGGGGAGCCGUUUGUGAUCAAAUACGUACCCUACGGCGCCCUCAGCGAAGUCCUGCCCUACCUUGGCCGCCGCGCGAUCGAGAACAAGAGCAUGUUGUUCGGGCAGGGCGGCGCCGCGCACGAGCGCGAGCGGGCAUGGGCUGAGAUCCGGAAGCGGGUCUUUGGCUAAUCAGGACGCCUCGCUCUCGGAUGAUAGGGCGCGAGUGGAUGCCAGCGUCAAUGGAUAGGCACGUCGAAAUUUGGAGAAGAGUGAGAGUGGAUGCCAACGAGGCGGAAUGCUGGGGAAAGCUCGGACGAGAUAGCGCGUCUAGUGCGCUUGACCACCACGACAUUCGGCCGAUGUCGAUAAAGACCCACACGAAGGAAGGUGGGGAUGAGGGUAGCGGGCCGGGAGGACCAUGGAAGAGUGGUGGGACUUGGACGAGAGAUUGCGGAAGACGAAUGGAAGAUGGGUGGCGACGGAUGGAGACGGCGACAACGCCCCGCCCAUUAACGAAUGCAGCGAUGACCGGUGAUGCACUGACGGACCCUGGGGACUAUGUGUUGUAUACGCACUGUAGAAUGUUGUUGUAGCAAUGCAUAUUGUUGUACACAGAUUUGCUGUCGAGUGAGGGGAUGAGCGUG